This is a messenger RNA of Zychaea mexicana, 516 nucleotides long. RefSeq lists its product as uncharacterized. NCBI's taxonomy places the organism in Eukaryota, Fungi, Mucoromycota, Mucoromycetes, Mucorales, Lichtheimiaceae. The transcript is spliced from 2 exons. The coding region runs from base 77 to 433 and encodes 118 amino acids. The record is from RefSeq and is a predicted model, not a curated record.
CGACUAUGAUACUGUCACGGAAUUUAUUAAUUCAGUCAUUACAAGCGAUACAUCACAGCACCAAAACGAUCCUGUAAUGGUAUCGACCUUGGCUCGCCAAAAUCACUGCCACACAAAGAUCUGUAAAAAAAGAAACAGACCUCACAUCAAAUGCCGAUUCGGAAUCCCUUUCAUGCCUAUGGAGCGAACCCGCAUAUUGCGCACUAUUGAACCUGAUGAGUUUUCUGCCGACGAGAUCAGAAGAUUUAAAGUGCUGUAUCUACGUAUCCGAAGACAUUUUGAAGGCUUUAACGCUAAUACUGCACCGGAUAUGACGUUUGACCAAUUUUGGAAGUUAACGACACCGACCUUGACGAUUACAUCAUUGCCAUUGGAACAUCUUCGGAUAAGGAGAAAGUCCAUCUUCGACGAAGGGUUCGCGACGUUUUGGUAAACCCGUACAACGAAAAAUAUUUCGCUUACAUCAGGCUAAUAUGGAUAUUCAAUAUGUCCUGGAUCCAUACGCGUGUUGUACAU